This is a messenger RNA of Dermacentor albipictus, 898 nucleotides long. RefSeq lists its product as uncharacterized. Lineage: Eukaryota; Metazoa; Arthropoda; Arachnida; Ixodida; Ixodidae. The record is from RefSeq and is a predicted model, not a curated record.
UGAAGAAGAAAGCAGAACAGGAAUGGCGGCCGCUGAGGACGAUCAGGAGCUGUCAAUUGUCCACGUCGAGGAAGGCAGCGGCGAAUACAGCAGCGGCAGGGAACCGCUGGAAGCGCCGUCAGAGGAGACGACUACACCAUACGACUACACUUCGGGGGCAGAAGCCGCCCCCGAAAGCGAUGAGGUGGCUUUUCCGUAUGGUGACUACCAGGUCCGUGAGAAGGAAGCCCGCUUCUUCCACGCUGUCGAGCUGCCGACUCACAGUGUUCCGCCUGUCCUGCCCCCGUAUGCCGAAUGGGAGUCGAACCAGCGCAGCAGCGAGGUUUUCCGAACCACGGCGCGAGACGCAGGUGCGGCCUCCCCUCGGCGCUUCAAGGCGCGCCUGUUGGUCGUGUCGGCGGCAGUGUCGUGCUCGCUGGCGGUGGCCGCCUGGCUCGUCUACCGGCAGCUGGCCGAGACGCCCCGACGCUUCGCCGAGAUGCGCGCCGACCAGACCGACUCCAUCGUCGCCGACUACACCGAACCCGCUCUGCCGACGUUCGGCAAAGAGCGGGACUCGGUGGAUGCCGCUGUCGGUGGACCAGACCCCCUGCUUAACGCCACCUUCGACGACCUGCACCAGCUCGGGGCCUGGAGGAGAGCGGUCGUCUCGGGCCGGGACGAUCGGGCCCGCUAGGGCGCACCGGCGUCACUGCCUCGGUGGCGUUCCGGUACAUACUCCCAUAGCCCUUCGCCGUAAGGAGGGACGCGAGCGUCGUCGGGGACUUUUGGCCGGGCAGCGCAUCGUACCAACUUCUUCGAUGCAAUGAUUUGGACGACGUUAUUGCUUUCCAGUUUUCUUCAGUUUAGAAAAUUAUGAUCGACAAUGUGCAACAUAUAUAAACGAAUUUCUCUUGCA